AUGAUAGCCAGUCGAUAUGCUAAGAGGCCUACCAAAGGCUUGCAAAUAGGUAAACUUCUUGAAUUAGUGACCUCUUUGUCUCCCAGAGACGUAGUGGAGGCAGAGGAAAUACGUCUGGAUCGUUGGACUGUUGUCAUUAAGCCAGAUCAAGUUGAGAGUGACGCACAGAAGAAGCAGCUACAGAUAGAGGCGAACGCCUGCAACACCAAUGAAGACACCAGCCGCAUUUUUGUGAUGAACAACUAUUUCGGUCUCGGCAUCGAUGCUGACCUCAAUCUUGAUUUUCACUUGGCACGAGAAGAGAAUCCCGCUAAAUUCAAUAGCAGAAUCCACAACAAGUCGGUGUACUUCAAGAUGGGUCUGCGAAAGAUGGUCAACCAGACAAAAUGCAAGGAUUUGCAUCAGAAUGUUCUCAUCGAGGUGGACGGUCGGCAGUUAGACUUGCCACCCAUAGAGGGCAUAAUCAUCCUCAAUAUCCUUUCGUGGGGCGCAGGCGCCAAUCCUUGGGGCAUGGAGAAGGAUGAGGCCUUUGCCAAGCCCACCCACUAUGACGGCCUCCUCGAGGUCGUCGGCGUCACUGGGGUCGUUCAUAUGGGUCAAAUUUUCUCUGGUCUUCGCACAGGCACGCGUCUUGCUCAGGGGGGACAUAUAAGAAUCACAUUGAAAUCGGAUAUUCCCGUCCAAGUGGAUGGUGAGCCGUGGAUUCAGUCACCGGGGCAAAUUGUUGUUCUGCGCUCAGCCCUAAAGGUAACUUCACCAUUGUGUCUUUCCCCUAUAACCUCAACUUUUUGGCGUUUCGUGGAUACGGGCGAUGGUAGCUGA
Molecule: messenger RNA, 822 nt
Organism: Hydatigera taeniaeformis
Lineage: Eukaryota; Metazoa; Platyhelminthes; Cestoda; Cyclophyllidea; Taeniidae
Source: the annotation of a GenBank genome assembly